GAAAAGUGACGCGGGUAUUAACAUAGGGGUGCUUUUUGUUUGUCAAUUUCGCUUAUAAACUUGGAGAAAAAAUGAAAAAUUUUCGACGCCCUAGAACAGGAGAGGAAUUUUAUGAGUCUUUCGAGGGAGCGCCUUUGAUUACAGCCGUACUUACGUAUCUAAGCUUUCUGAUAUUAAACAUCUUGGGGAGGCUUCAAGAUUUCCUGAGGUUUAUUCAUGUAUUAGAAAAUCAUUCAGUAACAGAAGUAUCGCAAACUAAAUCGUUCGUCCCGCUUUACUCGUCUUAUGAGGCUUUUUAUACACGCAAUUUGUACCGAAGGGCACAAGACUGUUGGAGUAGACCUAUUUGUUCUGCUCCAGGUAGUGAAAUUGUAGUGAUGGAUCGUAAAUCACCAGACUAUGGAUGGACGUUGAAUUUUACAGGAACAAAAUCAAAGGUUUUAAACUUGGGAUCAUAUAAUUAUUUGGGAUUUGGAGAUCCUACGGGACCUUGUACUAAUAAUACGGAAAAAGCCACAAAAAAGUUUGGUGUAGGUGUAGCGAGUUCUAGACAAGAGGCCGGAAGCCUAAUAUUACACAAAGAACUCGAAGAUUUGGUUGCUGAAUUUGUUGGACAAGAAGCAGCUAUAGUUUUCAGUAUGGGGUUCUCAACCAAUUCACUAAAUUUGCCAUGUCUAGUUGAUAAAGAUUGCUGUGUAGUCAGUGAUGAAUUAAACCAUACAAGUCUAGUCUUGGGAUGCCGAUUGUCGGGAGCAACUAUACGUCGUUUUAAACAUAAUGAUAUGGAAGAUUUGGAAAAAGUCCUGCAAGAUUCUGUUGUUUAUGGUCGUCCACGUACCCACAGACCAUAUAAAAAGAUCUUGAUUGUGGUUGAAGGUAUAUACAGUAUGGAAGGAAGUAUUCUUCAUCUUCCCGAAGUAAUCGCUUUAAAGAAGAAAUAUAAUGCUUAUCUUUAUUUGGAUGAAGCACAUAGUAUUGGUGCAUUAGGUCAAAUGGGUCGUGGUGUAGCUGAUUACUUUGGUGUUGAUCCACGUGAUAUUGAUAUUUCAAUGGGUACAUUUACGAAGAGUUUCGGUUCAUGUGGUGGAUACAUAGCUGGAAAUCGCAAGUUAAUUGACUAUCUUCGUUCGAUGUCAUAUAAUGUUGUAUAUGGUUGUAGUAUGUCAGCCCCAAUAGCUCAACAAAUUAUAUCAUCCAUACGAAUUAUCAUGGGAAAAGAUACACCUGGUGAAGGUGAACGAAGACUUAAAUGUUUAGCUGAGAAUAUACGUUAUUUUCGUGCAAGAUUACAUGAAAUGCGCUUAAUUGUUUAUGGGAAUCGUGAUAGCCCUGUUGUACCAGUUAUCAUUUGUAUGCCAGCUAAACUAGUUACCUUUUCGCGUAGAUGUUUAGAAUUAGGAUUAGGAACUGUAGUCGUUGGUUUUCCAGCUACAACUCUGCUUUUAUCCAGGGUACGAUUUUGCAUUUCAUCAGCACAUACACGAGAGUUAUUAGACAGGGCAUUAAACAUAAUUGAACAAGUUGCUGAAGAAUUAGGAAUUUGUUAUAGUAAGCAACCGAUUCCAGAAUGGGCUAAAGAAGUUUUAUACAAAGAUAAAAGUCAUGGUUAUACGAAUGGUUUCUUAAAAAAUAUUGAACCAUCAGUAAACAAACUACUUAAGAAGUCAGCUCUUACGGAUUCUGUAAGUAAUUCAAUCAGUCUGAGAAAACGCUGUUUAAAAAGAGAUACCAACGAAAAAUGUGGAAUUAACACACACUUUUAGCUAUGUAAGUUUUUUGAAGUGUUACUUUGUUAAUUAUUUUCUUGCUCAAAUCUUUUUAAUAUAUUCGUUCUACUUAUAUAUCGCAAGAUCACUUCAUUUGAGAUAUAUUACUGUUUCUAUGGAACACAUUAUUUCAAUUGGAAAUUAUAACAAUAAUUACAAUCUAAAUCUUUGACGAAUAAUUUAUUUUUGAAAUUCUCUGUUUUUUCUUGUCAAGUUAUUCUUGUUAUUCUGUAUCCACUGUUAAUCUUUUCUCAAUUCGAUCACUAAGAUCUCGAUGAAUUGUUGUUUGAAAUUCUUUACUGUAUACGCUACUUACUUGAUUACCUACUCCUGUUUCCCCUCAUACAACAUAUGGUGCCGACUAAGAUUACCCAUUCAACUCUAGCCGGAGCUAUCGUUCAUAGUUGUUUUCAAAUGCUACUCAUUCUUUUGAUGUCGCCCUUCAAAACCCAGUUCAAUGUAAUCUUUUGUAUGCUACCUUUACUUUUGCCUUGAGGAUUCCACGUAAGGGUUUGCCUCGGAUGCAGUUUGAUGAUUUCUGCAAAUUUGAUUGGGUUGGUGCUUUCUGUGUUUUAUUUCAGGAACUUGCUUAUUCCCUUGUGUAUGCUAAGGCCUUCAGAGCCUGUUAUUACAUUAGCUGUUUCCACCUUCAUUUGUUGGUGUGUAUGGCAUAGAAGAGCUACGUCAUCUGUAACUUUGUGUAUUCACUUGUGGGGAAUAUGAUGCCACAUAUAAACGUUUUGUCGAAUGCAAAUAAAUUUGCAAAUCUCUCACAAUUCCCGUUCCUUUCUCCCAGUCAGUCCAUGUCGUCCCAUGAUAUCUUCAUAUCCAGUGUUGCCCAUUCAGACUUUGGUGUUUAAGUCUACCAUCAAGAUGGUCAGGUUCUUUUCUAAUCACUUCACUACGACCGAUUGCAGCCCCUCAUAAAACUGAACUUAAUCUUCGUCAUUGCUAUUAUUGGUUGGCGCAUAACACUGGAUAACAUUCAUUGCGAUUCCCUCCUUCUAUAUUUUGACCGGUGCUUUAAUGAUUCUGGAUCCAUGAAAUUCCUAUCCUAUGAAUGUUUUACGUGCUUCAUUGAAAAACAUCAGGGCAACUCCCUGAGUGCAUUUUCACCCUCGUGAUUAGAGUAAAACAUCAUCUCUCCCGAAUCUAUCCUUUUCUGUUCAGCUUGGAUCCAAUGGGUUUCACUGAUUUUGAGUACUGUCAAGUUGUAUCUCCACAUUUAUGUUGCUAAUUGAGUAAUCCUCUCGGUCUCCCACAUUGUCCAGACAUUUUACUUACCUAUAUUAAUCAUUACACUUGUUGUUAAGUCAAUUUAAAAACAAGAGUCCAGAUGAGUAAUCACCUUGUUCUGCCAAUGUACCUACAUUAAUUGUUGGUCUGGCUGUUACAGGGGGCAUGGGCCCCGUGACUUCCAAAAAAUCUCAGCUUUCGCAAUGAGGCAUCGUAACUCUUUUUUAAAGUCGGAGGACAGAGUUUAAAUUAUUUAUUUUGGUUAGCGACUUUUGUAUCAAAAUUGUUUUCUAUGAGGUAGGGUUGCUAACCGUAUGCCUAACCCUCCUUUAUCUUGGCUUGGGAUCGGCAGCAAUCGUGAAAGAGCUUUAGACAAGAUUUUCUGUUUACGUUAAUCAAUAGUUAUUAUUUAUUCGUCUUUAAGAUUAUUGGGUUCAGAAGCUGAACGACUGGAUCUAUGAAAACGUUUGCAACUUUUAGUUAUUUUCAAGUAUAGAAACAAUUCAUAUCUUUGCAUGUUAAACAAUUUCCGAUUGUUGCGUUGUGAAUAUCUGGUCUUGAUCUUAAAUCGAUGUUCGUUAAACAGUCAAUAAUAAUCAGAUAUAAUCUUUUACAUAUUAUUUUAAAAUUUAUUAUUAGUGAUAUCAGUUGGGUUUGAAUUAUGGAUGUAUUGUGUUGUGUGAAACCACACUUCCUGAAUGAUAAAGCUACUCAAUUACACUCUUAUUGUCUCAUUUAUCCUAUUCGGACUUGCGUUAUUUUAAUUCGGUUGUUUAUUUAUUUUGAAGAAGUGUCUUACAUUAAGUCACGAAACAUCAGAAAUACAAUUUUUUUACUCAUUGGGAUGUAACAAAAAUAUAUUUAUUACUAACUCUUAUUGUUGAUUUCAACUCGUACUCGAAAAUUCUUGAUACAAACUUAUAAUGGGGCUCAAAUGAGUAAGAUUAUGUAUACAGUUAACAAUUAUGUUGUUAUAUUUA
Schistosoma spindalis is the source of this 3982-nucleotide messenger RNA. The record is from the annotation of a GenBank genome assembly. NCBI's taxonomy places the organism in Eukaryota, Metazoa, Platyhelminthes, Trematoda, Strigeidida, Schistosomatidae.